This is a messenger RNA of Geodia barretti, 1464 nucleotides long. Lineage: Eukaryota; Metazoa; Porifera; Demospongiae; Tetractinellida; Geodiidae. The record is from the annotation of a GenBank genome assembly.
AUGUCUCUGGAAAGCACAAGCGUUGUCAUAUUUGGCGGCACAGGUGACCUUGCCCAGCGUAAGCUAGUUCCGGCACUUUUCGAGCUUGCAUACCGUGGGCGUGCCCCUGAAAAUCUUCGAAUCGUCUGCUUUGCGCGCUCUGACUUCACUAGCGAGUCGUACCGUGAAUUCAUGUGGAAUAAGGUAAGUGAGUUCCGCGACCUCGCAGCGCACAAAGAAGCAUGGAGGGAAUUCGCCCGCCGCAUCCACUACAUACGCGGCGAUCUGAGCGAUCCUGAUGGACUCGGAGUACUAAAGAGAGGGCUCCAAGAGUUGGAUGGCGGCACUGACGCUCCUUCAAACUGGCUUUUCUAUCUGUCGAUCGCCCCAUGGCUAUUUGAACCUGCUCUUCGCAACAUGAAUGUUCACGGUCUUGCGGACGAGUCAACAGGAUGGCGCCGAGUUGUCAUAGAGAAACCAUUUGGCAAUGAUCUCGCGUCUGCCACGGAACUGGACAAUCUUGUUGGGCAGGUGUUCGAUGAGAGUCAGGUUUAUCGUAUCGAUCAUUACCUUGGCAAGCACAUGGUGCAAAACCUGCUGGUAUUUCGUUUUGCAAACGCCAUCUUUGAACCUAUAUGGAACCGUAACUAUAUUGACAACGUGCAGAUUACAGUCGCCGAAUCCAUAGCCGUCGAAGACAGGGGAAGCUAUUACAAUGAGUCGGGCGUCGUGCGAGACAUGGUGCAAAACCACAUGCUGCAAUUGCUCACUCUGGUAGCGAUGGAGCCUCCCAAUAUUGCUGAUUCUGAAUCGCUUCGGAACAAGAAAGUAGAAGUACUGCAGGCUAUUCGCAGGAAUAGCGGCGCCGAAAUGGCACGAAACGCCGUGCGAGGCCAAUACGAUGGCUAUCUGGCGGAGCGAGGCGUCCCAGAAGGGUCCAUCACACCCACAUACGCGGCUUUGCGGCUCUUUGUGGACAAUUGGCGUUGGCGGGAUGUGCCAUUUUACCUGCGAACCGGCAAAGCAAUGGCAGAGAAGGUAUCAGAAAUUGUAAUAGAGUUUCAGAAGCCGCCCCACUCGAUGUUUCCUUUGCCUUCGGGUGAAGCCAUUCCGUCUAAUCUUCUUCGCCUGAGCCUGCAACCUGACGAGGGCAUCCACCUUGGAUUUCAGACUAAGAGCCCUGACAUUGAUAUUGCGUCAAUGGAACGGACGAAUCUGGAAUUUCAUUAUAGGUCUGCUUUCAGAGACCUCUCAAUUCCCGAAGAUUACGAGCGACUGCUCCAAGAUGCCCUGCUUGGCGACGCCAGCUUAUUCAUUCGCAACGAUCAUAUUGAAGAAGCCUGGAAGAUUGUCGAUCCUCUCAUUGACGCUUGGACCGGCCUCGAUAUUUCUCCUCUUCAUAUUUACUCCUGCGGCAGCUGGGGUCCUGACGCGGCUGACGCCUUGCUUGCGCAGGAUGGACGCAGGUGGCGGCGCUACAACUAG